Colletotrichum truncatum is the source of this 1791-nucleotide messenger RNA. RefSeq names its product homeobox transcription. NCBI's taxonomy places the organism in Eukaryota, Fungi, Ascomycota, Sordariomycetes, Glomerellales, Glomerellaceae. Gene Ontology annotation, biological process: regulation of transcription by RNA polymerase II. The record is from RefSeq and is a predicted model, not a curated record. Gene Ontology annotation, molecular function: DNA binding; DNA-binding transcription factor activity, RNA polymerase II-specific. Gene Ontology annotation, cellular component: RSC-type complex; nucleus.
AUGGCGUUCUACUCAAACUACUCACCGUUUGACUACACCGCCACUUUUACCCCUUUCCCUGCCAAUCCGUAUUAUCAGAAUGGCUCUUACGAGCAGGAGAUGCUUCAAAGGCACAUUGCCAUGAUGAAUCACCAAAUGAUGCCUGGUUCCGGAGGAAAGACUACGGAAUCAAAGCCCAGGCUUGCCAAGGACGAGGUUGACAAGCUUGAAAGAGAGUUCCAAAAGAACAAUAAACCCAACAGCAGCCUGAAGAAGCAGCUUGCUGAGGAGAUGAGGGUGGAUAUUGCCAGGAUCAACAACUGGUUCCAAAACCGAAGAGCAAAGGCAAAGCAGGAGAGACGGGCACAAGAAAAUGAAGCCCGCCGGAAGUCGGAGCAAGAUGCCGAGACGACGACUGCCAGCACCGACACUGUCAAGGAGUAUUAUGCUUCCAACGACCAAGAUGAAGACCUUCGCCCGUCCGCCGCGCCCUUCCCUCCCACCAAAACACCUGUGGAGACGCCGUCCGUUCAGCAGAGCCCGGCUGUCGAAGAGAUCGAGAGCGUCGGUGUAUUGGAAGAUCAGCAACAAUCUUCGACUGAAACGACCGACUCGGAAUAUGCUUCGCCAGACUCGACCAGCUACCAGCCUCAAGAUUUGAACAUCAGCUACUCCUUGGCCGCAGACAACUUCUUCUCGGGCCAGGCAUGCGACUUUUCGUCCUCUUUGCCUUCAGAAGCCAGCACCCAGGCACCCUGCUUGACGCUUUCCAUACCUAGCCAGUUCAUGCCGCAAAUUGCCGACUCUGCGAGCGCCUCGUCACUGUCAUCAUUCCAGCACUUGUCUGCCGAUGUUGAGCACUACUUGACCAGUACUCUGGUGGAUCAAGUCGACAUCAAGCAGGAGCAUAUGCAGACCGAGGAUAUCAACGGCCUUGACCAGUUUUCCCCCGAAUCCAUGGCGCACUCUCCGCCAGAAAUUACUACGCCUGACUUCCGAUUCAAAUCGCCCUCCACGAUCGACAUUGCAAGCCGAAGAAACUCUAAGCGGCCGGCUCAGCUUGUCAGCUGCAUGCGCAGUCAGUCGUACAACUUUUCCGGUCCCAAGACUGGAAUCGAGAUGCCCAGGCGUAUGGAGGCACCAAGUCCCAUGCGCCGCGUUGCAUCGGCCACCGGCAACUUUCCGAGGGGAAUUCAAAAGGCGACCAGCGCCGGCCCACGAUCGCCGCUGUACUUCGACCGCAACCAGGAGAACCUCAUUCUGCAGAUGGCUUCCCACUCACCGAUAUCUCGAGGCUCAGUUGCCCCCCCGACUCCCAAUACGCCAGUCGUACCUACACAGCAGAACAUGCGCGAGACAACUGUCUCGUCUAUGUCGUCUGAGGAGGAAAAGAGCUACAGCGCCCAGACCAGCUUAACCGUGCCUCAGUAUGCAAUGGACCCCACUAUGAGAACGCCGCCAGAUACUCCCGGAUUGAUCACAAACAUGCACGGCUCUCUCUUCCCCACAUACGACUACAACGUCACUGACGACUCUCUCCACACUCCCAGCUUUGGUAACUUUGACGCGGAGUUUCCCAUGCCGACGAACGUGCCUGGCUAUGUCGCCCAGAGCUGCGGAAGCCAGCCUGUGACACCCUCAUUCCCUCCCGGCAACAUGGGGCCGGCUUUCUACUCAUCGUACGGUGGCGGCAAUACUGAGUACAACUGGUCGGAUGCCUCGUCAGUGUCAACCAAGCCCUCGCCCGAGCAAGCAAGAUCAAGGCAGUUUCAGUUCACCAACAUGACGGCGCAAGACUUCCACGGGGAGUAA